CAUACACAGAAAAUGUGGGUAGGGCCCCAGAUAAACAAUUCAGCUGGUUGGAACAUUGGAACACCCUAGAUUACGGCGGAACCUUUGUUCCGGAAGCCUUUGUAUGCGCACGGACGGAAUUCACAGACGGACAGGAAGCAGCUAAAUGCAAUGGGACCAGGGAGCCUGAUAGUUCUUUAAUUGAAAGAGCUGGACACGGUUACUGAAAGAUGGAAGUGGAUUUGCUGGACACCCUGGAGGCCCUGGGGUAAAUAAACUGUCAGAUACAUUGUGUCCCUUUUAAUGCAGGGCUGCUUUAGUCUACUCCAAUGUUUUCCUCUCUAUUUAGAGUGAGCUAUGUCCUCUGCAAUGCUGUGUUGUCCUGCAGUGUUUAUCUGCUGUGCCAGGGCAUGGUUAUCUAAAUUACUAACUAAUAAUAUUAAUAAAAAAUAAAAAACCUAUUUUUAAUGCAUUAUAUAGUCAAUGCAUUAAAGAUAUUAAAAAAACAACAACAAAUUCCUUUAAUUUUUUUUGCUUGUUGCUUUACUGUCUUAUUCUGCUCUGUGGGGUGAUGAUAUAUUGUAAAUGAAUUGCAUAAGAGGCUUAUGGAGGCAUUGUUUAUCCCUUUCUUGUGCAUGGGAUAAUGGAAACUGCUAAUAAAUGUAUUGGAACGCCCCAGGUCACUGUUGUUGUUGUUGUUGUUGUUGUUAUUAUUUAUAUAGCGCCAACAAAUUCCGUAGCGCUGUACAAUGGGUGGACUAACAGACACAUAAUUGAGAUCAGACCACUGGACGUACAGGAACAGAGGGGGUUGAGGGCCCUGCUCAAUGAGCUUACAUGCUAGAGGUUUUAGUGAACAGGGCUGUGUUUUACAAUCCAGGGCGCAAUGGACCACAUUUGUGCAGUCCAUGGUUUGUCUCUUCCUCCAGGAAGAAUAAAGAGCCUCUCCAGUUGUAGAUGUGGGGCUACCUUUUACUGCUCUGACUGUGGAAAUGCUGGUCCCCAGAUGUAGUGUGUUCCUGUUUAAAAGGGCCACAUUUGCCUUGCUGAAGUUGGCAGAAGAACACAUGCUGGCUGGAAUAGCACAUCAAUCCAUCACAUCACUGACUUAAGGAGAUGCUAUGUGAAAGUUAGUGGGCAUCCGUUGUAAUUUCUAAGGAGAAUGGGUUUUGUGCUUCAACUUUACCAGGGGGACUCUGGUGGAGAUUUAUAAAGGGAAAAAUUUGGUAUUUUUUGGUAGUAAUAGGAUGAAGGUAAAUUCUGGAAUGAUAGGGUUAAACAGGAUGCUGGAGUGAAGUAAGGUAUAAAAAAUAAAUAAAUGGAGGUGCCAGAAUAAAGGGAUUUAGAAUGAGCUGUGCUUAGUGGCUUGCCGAAACUGGCAUCUGUAAGCUAAGUUUGCGAUGACUGAUAUAAAUCAUGUAUAUUUAUCUUCCGGUUCCUCUGUCAAUCACAUGUUUUGUGCAGCCUUGCACUCCUAGUAAAAUCAAUAAAUACCUGGUGCUCAGUAAUACAGAAUAUAAUGUAGAAAAAUACCAGCACUCUGUAGAAUUACAAAAAGGAUUGUUCUUUACCCAAGAAAAUCUGAAAUGUCAAUGUUUUCAUGAACUUUUAUCAGGACAACAUAUAAACGUGUGUGUGUGUGUGUGUGUAUAUAUAUUAUUGUGUGUAAAGAGAGAGCAAGAAUAUGAGACUGCUUAGUAUGCCAAUAAGAAGUAAUAAUAAUUUUUUUGAACCUGCAAGGGAAAUAUGUGUUGGUUUCAUGAAAAGUAACUUAAUAAGCAUAUUUUGUCUUCUCUCCCAUCAGGUAUGAGGGUCCUUUGCUGGAGGAGACGAUGCUAGCCAAGGCUUUAGAAGACGGCCUUGCAUCACCUGAAUAUACUCAACUGCUUUGCUGGUUGAGCUCACAGAUUAAGCUGCUGGGAAAUUUAGAAGAAAGCAUUAGCUCGGAAGGUAAGCAAGUCCAUUUUCUUUUAAUCCCAGCUCCAUUGCAGGCUCCUUCCCAAAUAAUAUAUGUGACAGUGGUAUGUUAUUACUGUUGUAUGUUGGCUUAAAGUGGCCAACUCCCCUACAAGCGCACUUUCAUAGUGGAAGCCAUUCUUCCCAGUAAUCAGACUAAUCACACAGUGUCCUAGUGUGACACACAAUUUAGCUCCUACUAGCCCGAUGGGGCAGCUCUGUUACAUGAUCGGGAGGAGUGUUUGCAUUACAACUUUUAAAUCCCAAAUCCUACAUGUUGAUAUAAUUUCUUGCAGGGUCUCGUGUUAAAGGGGUGCUUCUAGCACCAUUACCAAUUCAGUGGUUUGCACAUACCGACUCUAUCUCUGGCAGCGUGAUUAGCAAAAGUUCCAUGCUUCUAAUAUGAGCUCUGUGCAUAGAUUAUGUCUAUUGUUAAGACUGUAGCAACACAGUUGCAGCAGCAGCACCUUCUAUAGCAGUCUGUGAUUGGCUGUUAAGCAAAAAGUAUUGUGAACUACACAUCUAAUCACAUAUAAAUGAAAUCCACAAUGGUGCGCAAAAAAAUUAUACUACUAAUCACUUCAUAGAUAUCAACUUAAAUAAAUUAUCUUUACAUACUGCAGAUGAAUCAAUACACAGGACAAAAUCAUGUAAUACCACUCUCACAGAAAGAGUGGUUUAUAGUGCCACACUGUUGCACCUCGGUAGGAUCAAAUUUGUGGGGAGCGUUGGAUCCCUACACCUAUGAAUCACAUCCACUCCACAAAGGAAGCGUAGUUGAUUCAGAACUCAGGUCUCAAGUAUUUAUUAAGCAAUUAUGCCAGUAAAAUAUUAAAAUUUUAAACAAAAUAAAGUGCUCGGGAGGUCUGUGGCUCUAAAUCUGUGAAGCGUGUUCUCACAGUUUCAGCGCUGUUAAACUCCCCUCUUAUAUGCAACACUAUAUACUCAAAUUCAACUUAAAAGGGCACUCCAGGUAUGAAAACAAUUUGACGUACACAUUGUGGAGUAUAUUCAUGUUGCAUUUUGUCUGCAUUCAAAUCUGUUUAGUUCUACAGCUUUCUUUAGACAUGCCCCUUCUUUUCACAAGUAACUUCCUUAUGUGUGCACAUGCUCAGCCUCAGAGAAAUCUGGUUGAUUGGCUGUGAGGGCGGAGUCAAGUCAUUGGCUCAGUUCACACUGAUUGGCUAUCAUUCUGUGAUGGAAUUUCGGUGAAAUGUAAAUUUAGUAGGCCGAGAUUUCCACGUGGCAUGUGUAUGUUGUAUCAGUUAGUUAGUUACACGUAGCUAAGAUACUCAUUAAUGUACUGAGCAUGUGCAGGAACUGAAAUUACACUCCUUUCUCCUUUGUUUCGGAUGAGCCAUGUGGUCUGCCCAUAUGAGGAAAUCCAAAUCCUGUCCACUGAUUGGUUAAGGGUAUGUGCGGGUGGAGCUAUUAACGGGAGGAGUUAUAGUUCUAUAAAAAGCAUGUACUCCAUGUGUUUGUCCCUCAGACCUGUUUUGGAACGUUAGUUCAUCUGAGGCCCGAUCAGUAUGUUAAUAAAGACCUCUUAGUUCCUGAAAACCUGCAUCCAUCUCUCUUCUGCAAGUUUACUCGGUUACAUCAUUGGUGCAUUGGGUCCGGGAAUCUCAUCGCACGGAAGCUGGCGCAGAGAUUUGAGACGGUAAACAUUUUACCAACGUUCUCUACGGCAGCACCCCUGAACUUCUGCGUGGACAUCCCUUCAUCUCGGCGCCACUGGGCUGCUUCGCCCAGGAGAUCAUCGGCCUUUAGGUAGUAAGUACCGGGAUGCCCCGUCGAUGAGUGUGAGCCCAGGUUCAGGAACGAAGAGGUAAGACUGAUACCGUUAGAGCGGUAGGCCCACAAGAGGUUUUAUAUUUGGAACCGGUUAUUGGAUUGCCCCCUCCCUCUGGAGGGAAGAAGCGAAGGAGCAUCGCUUAUCUGGAAAUUAGACGCUCUGUAGUCAGCCUGUCUAAUAUAGGUGAUUUGGGUCAGGCUAAAUCUUGUGUAAAUAGUUUAUGCCGGACACCGGUGUCCUGUCUUGACUAGCGUGUCUAGGUGUAAAUUUCGGUCGCUAGGUCGGGGAGGCCGCGAGACUAAGCAGAUUUUGAUGUACAUUCCGUCUGCUAGUUCUCAACCUAUCUUGGCUAAGUGUGCGCGGUUGUAAAUUCAGCCACUAGACUAUUCAUAGAGUAGAUAGACUAAAUGGGUACUGUUGUAAAUUCCGCCCACUAGUUCGCUAUAUGUGGUGCUUGGGCAGCGUAGACUAACCGAAUCCUGGUGUAAAUAGUUUGAUAGUUCUCGAGGUGCUGGCCAAUUAGAAUAGUUGGGUAUUAUUGUAAAUGUUGUUAAAUAUACUGUAGUUGGUGAAUUGUAUGUCCUGCUAGAAAGCUUGAGCUCUGCCGUCUAGUGGGAGUGUAAAUUGUGUGUAUACUGUAUAAUAGCGCACGGUAUUAUAACCAUUAACAUGUACUAUAACUACUGACGUUGUGUAAAAAUUACUAGAAACUGUUGUCUUAUGUUAUGUGUAACACCAUAACUGUUACUAACUGAUCCGUGACUUUAAAACUGUAUUAUAACCACUUGCUAACUGUACCAUAACCACUGAUUGUAAAGAUGAGGUUACUAGAAUGUGAUAUAGUCGGUUAGUUAAAAGUUGACUUAUAAUGUGGAUAAUUGUAGGGUUUGAUUUAUAGUUACAGAGAUAAGUAUCUAGUGUUUGGUAAAUCUUUGUGAGUGAGACGUCGUGAUAUCACUGUAUGUACGAGAAUUCUCUGCGUGUUUUCGUGUGUGUGUUUGGCCUAGCAACUGUGCCACGUGGUGCUGUUGCCAGGGAAACAAGUGUGAUCGUUGGAAGUGUUUGGGGUAUUGUGUGUCUUUGUAUUAGACGCUCCGUUGCCAGUAUGGGUGCGUCUGACUCAAAGAUUGUUGAUCCCUUGUCGUGUAUGUUGAAAAACUUUGCAAAGGGAUAUAAAAUUUGUGAUUUUGUGGUGAAAUUAUCCCCAAAUGUUUGACUACAUUAUGUAGUAGAGAGUGGCCUAUCUUGGUGACCACAUGGCCUCCACUUGGUAGUCUUGAUCUAACUCUGGUACAACGUGUGCACGCGGCUGUAUCUAGUGGGCCUGAAUUCUAUGAUCAGUUUCUGUAUAUUGAUUGUUGGAAACAUAUUGUGGAAGAAUUGCCUAAAUGGAUUAAGGUAUGCCACGAGGAGCAAUGUCGCCUCAUGGUGGCCAGGACUCGCCUGUCCAUCAGGGCCGCAACCCCGCCCAUUUUAGACUCUCCCUCUGAGUCUGAACUUCCUUCCCCACCCCCUUACUCCUCCUCUAAUGUUAGAGGAGGUGCUGCUGUUGUUGCCACUCCCCCUUUCCCAUUGUCCCUGCCCACUCAUUUAUCUAGUUUAGAGCCCAGCCCACUUGCCCUGAGUCCUCCCCUUCCGGUACCUACCUCCACUAGUUCUAUAUAUCCGGAAUUAACGUCACUUCUGGUUCCUGGUCAGGCUUCUCCCAGCCCGGCCCGCAACAUCCUGUUGACUGAACUUCCGCCCGGUAAAAUUAACCCGCCUCACUCUCCUUACCUUACUACCCCUAGACCGGAACUUACUUUAAAACAGCCUCGCCGAAUUCCUAUAUUAACCCGACAGAUGACUGGUACCCUUCAACCCCGACAUUACCAAAUGCCCCACCAACACACGUUGAUGAAAAUGGCCAAAUACAACGGGCAGAUCCAGUGUUUGUCUAUGUCCCCUUCACCACAACUGAUCUAUUUAAUUGGAAGACUCAUAACUCUGCCAGAAAUUAUUAUUAACUUUAAUUGUGAGGAAAGGACCUGGAUUAAUCAAGCGGCUAUUAAAGCGCUUGAGGAAACGGCCCGUACUCAAAAUCAGGCCAAUUCAGCUGCAUGGGCUGCAGCCCAUUAUCCAAAUGUUGACCCAAAUUGGAAUGUGAAUGGUUCUGAUAUGCCCCAAUUAAGGGCUUAUAGGGAAGCCAUUAUUGCUGGCAUGAAGGCAGGAGGGAAGAAGGCAAUCAAUAUGUCAAAGAUGGCUGAGGUGUUGCAAAAGGUUGAUGAGUCACCUAGUGCCUUUUAUGAAAGAUUUAUUGGAGUUAUAUAGAUUGUAUACUCCUCUUAAUCCAGAGGCCCCUGAGAAUUCUUGAAUGAUUAACUCAGCAUUUGUCAGCUAGGCCCAAAGUGAUAUUAAAAGAAAAUUGCAAAAGUUAGAGGGAUUUGUAGGGAUGUCCAUAUCACAGCUAAUGGAGAUCGCAAAUAAAGUGUAUAUGAAUAGGGAAACUGAGAUAAAGCGGAAGGAAGAACGUAAGAUGAGGAAGAAGGCAGAUAUGCCAACGGUAGCUAUCACAAGUGUAGAAAGACAGGGAAGGGAAGUGAAUAAAGGAGUCAAGAAUAGGCUGAGUAAGGGACCUUUAAGUAGGAAUCAAUGUGCGUUUUGUAGAGAGGAAGGAGAACACAGAGCAUUAUGAAAAUAAUAGACAAGGAGAGUGAAGAGUACGGGGAGGUUAUAGUGGUAGUUUUGGAGGGAACGGUAGGAAUAGUAGAGGGAGUGUUCAAGGAGAUAGAUAUUAUCCACCUACUCAGAGACCGAGAGAGAGUGUAUAGAGAUUUUGUGGGUCUGGCUGACACUAUCAUGGAAGACUGUUGAUACCGACCGGGCUCCAUCCCGCUUGGCCGAGCGGAGCCUAUGGUUGAUGUAGCAAUAGGGGGAAAGAGAAGUUCUUUCAUGAUUGACACUGGUGCUGAACAUUCCGUGGUGACUAAACUGGUGGCUCCGCCUUCAGGAAAAACUGUAACUGGGAGAAGCGCAGCUAGACCAGUUCUUAAAAGUCACACUUGCAUUCUGGGUGGCCAUUUGGUGAAGCACCAGUUCCUAUAUAUGCCAGAGUGUCCGAUUCAACUUCUAGGACGAGAUCUAUUAUCGAAGCUUCAAGCCCAGAUAACUUUUCUACCUAAUGGAUCAACGUCUCUGAGGUUUAAUGGAUUACCAGGCAUAAUGGCAGUAUCGGUGCCAAGGGAAGAAGAAUGGUGCUUCUACUCCAUAAUGACAAGUGUAAACCCUAAGAGUGAUGAACCUUUAUUUGACCUUCCAGGAGUAUGGGCAGAGAAUAAUCCACCUGGGCUUGCUCGUAAUAUUCCACCUAUACAUAUUGAACUAAAGCUUGGGGCCUAUCCUGUGAGCCUACGUCAGUAUCUUAUACCUCAAAAGGCUAAGAAAAACAUACAGACCUACUUGGAUAAGUUCGUAAAGUAUGUCAUCCUAAAAUUCUGUACUUCCCCCAGGAACACUCCAUUAUUACCUGUUCAGAAACCAGGAUCAGAUGAAUAUCGUCCUGUGCAAGAUUUGAGAGCAGUUAAUGAUGCAGUAGUCAAUAUACACCCAGAUGUACCCAACACUUAUAAUCUGCUUGCUUUGAUAACAGGUGGGGCAACCUACUUCACAGUUCUAGACCUUAAGGAUGCUUUCUUUUGCCGGAUUGCUGCUGAGAGUCAGUGUAUCUUUGCUUUCCAAUGGGAAGAUGCUGUUACAGGUUCAAAGCGUCAGAUGACCUGGACCAGACUCCCUCAAGGGUUUAAGAAUUCACCUACCCUAUUUGGAUCUGCAUUAAGUCAGGAUUUGCAAGAUUUCAAGUCCAUCCCAGGAGAAUGUGUAUUGCUUCAAUACGUGGAUGAUCUUUUGAUAGCAGCUGUUGCUAAAGAGAUAUGCCAACAAGCAACUUAUGAUUUGCUUCACAUUCUAUGGAGAGCAGGAUACAAGGCAUCAAGGAAGAAAGCGCAAUUGUGCCAGUCAACUUACAUAUUUAGGAUUCUAUAUUUCCGAAGGUCAAAGAAUAAUGGGACCUGAAAGAAAAGAACCAGAGUGUCUGAUAUCUAUACCUAAGAAUAGAAGACAAGUGCGAGAAUUCUUAGGAGCAGCAGGAUUCUGUAGGAAAUGGAUUCCUAAUGAUGCGAUACUGGCGAAACCUUUAUAUGAAGCUGUGAAAGGCACAGAAUAUGACGCCUUUUUGUGGACCUCUGAACAACAGAAGGCAUUUGAGGAUGUUAAGAAAGCACUUAUGAGUGCCCCAGCCCUAGGUCUACCAGAUCACACGCGUCCUUUCUAUCUGUAUGUACAUGAGCAAAGAAGAAUGACUGUGGGAGUAUUAACUCAGUAUUUGGGAUCAUGGCAAAGACCUAUAGCUUAUAUGUCCAAACAGUUGGAUGCAGUGGCCAGUGGUCUUCCACCUUGUCUGUGAGCAGUGGCCGCCGCUGCCCUGUUGGUAGCAGAAGCUGACAAGCUCACAUUGGGUCAGGAACUCUAUGUGCGAGUACCCCAUGCAGUUCAGACCCUAUUGAAUUACAAAGGAAAUCAUUGGUUUAGCAACAGUCGAAUCACCAAAUAUCAAGCUAUGUAAUGUGAAAAUCCAAGAGUACACCUCGAAACUGUCAAUAAUUUGAAUCCAGCUGCCCUUCUGGCCAAGCUACUGAAAGUCAACAUGAUUGUUUGGAGAUAAUGGAUGAAGUGUUCUCAAGCAGGCCUGAUCUUCAUGAUUUCCCCAUCCAGAAUCUGGACAUACAGUAUUAUACAGAUGGUGGUAGUUAUGUGAAAGAAGGUAUACGUUAUGCAGGGUAUGCGGUAACAACCAUAGACAAGGUGAUAGAAGCACGGCCACUGUCGAAAGGGACAUCAGCACAGAAGGCGGAACUGAUUGCAUUAACAAGGGCUUUGCAAUUAGCUGAAGGGUUGAGAGUGAAUAUUUACACAGAUUCGAAGUACGCUUUUCUAACCAGCCAUUCCCAUGGAUCAUUGUAUAAAGAAAGGGAAUUGUUGAAUUCAGAAGGGAAAGAAAUCAAGUAUGCAGCAGAAAUACUCCAACUGUUAGAGGUGGUAUGGGAACCGAAGGAAGUCGGUAUUAUACAUUGCAGGGCACAUUUGAAAGGUGAUAGUGAUGUAGUAAAAGCAAAUCGCAUGGCCGAUAGUGCAGCAAAGGGCAAGAGGAAUAUGUGGGGUAUGUUGAGGCACUUGUGCCGGCACCUCUGUCUCAAUGGACUCCGAUAUAUAUACAACCCAAGAGAUGGAGUGGUUGAAGACUGAAGCUGGGAAAUAUUUGGAGAAUAAUUGGUAUCAGAAGAUGGAAGAAUAGUUAUUCCGACAUCUCUGGCUAUAGAGAUUGUUCAGAACUUCCAUAAUGGUACACGUUCAGGAAGAGAUAGUAUGGAAGAAUCUCUCCGGAAACAUUUCUACAUACCAAGAUUAUCCAAUCUUACUCAAGCUAUUGUUCGAAGAUGUGUUUUGUGUGCUUGAAACAAUGCAAGACAAGGCCCUGUCAAACCCCCUGGAGUUCAAUAUACAGGAGGACUCCCAAUGUCCGAUUUGCAAAUAGACUACACUGUAAUGCCUAAAUCUGGGGGAUAUUGUUACUUGUUGGUAGCUGUGUGCACCUACUCAGGUUGGGUAGAAGCUUGUCCAACUCAUACAGAAAAGGCAGGAGAAGUUGUACGAUUUCUGUUGCGAGAAGUUAUACCCAGAUAUGGACUUCCAUGUUCUAUCGGAUCAGACAAUGGUCCAGCCUUUAUCCAUCAGUGUUUACAACAAUUGACUCAUGUGCUUGGUAUUAAGUGGAAACUUCAUACAGCAUAUAGACCUCAGAGUUCUGGAAAGGUGGAAAGAAUGAACAGAACAAUAAAAACCCAAUUGGCUAAAAUGUGUCAGGAAACUCAGCUCAAGUGGAAUGUCCUUUUGCCAAUAGCUCUGUUGCGGAUACGUAGUACUCCUACCAGAAGAAUGGGUCUGUCUCCCUUUGAAAGCGUGUAUGGGCGUCCACCUCCCAUACUCAGUAAUUUAAAGGGGGACUUGAAUCAGUUGGGUGAAGGAAUUACUCGGCAGCAGGUUGUAGAGUUGGGUAAAACUAUGGAGGAAGUACAGAAAUGGGUGCAAGAUAGGUUACCUGUGAACAUAUAUCCACCUGUUCAUUCCUAUCAACCGGGAGAUCAAGUGUGGAUAAAAGAAUGGAAUAUUGUUCCAUUAGGUCCAAAGUGGAGGGGUCCUUAUGUUGUUCUUUUAUCUACUCCAACAGCUGUAAAGGUGGCAGAAGUGACUCUGUGGAUUCAUCAUUCUAGGGUUAAACCAGCAGCAGAUUCUUGGCAAGCUAUUCCAGAUUCUGAAAAUCCUUGCAAGAUCCGGUUAAAGCGGGUAGCUCAGUUGGAGUGAGAAAUAAUACGAGGAGAUAUUGAGACAUCUUAGUUGAAAGUAACAACAGAUAUCCGCAAGUAGGUAUUUUGACGGCCAUAAUAAAGCCUGACCACCUACCUACGUGUCAUAGCCAGAGUGUCUCGAAGGGAGUUCUGUGAAGAAAAGUGAGGAUCAGAAGAACGAUAAUCCUUGUAGCCCUCACAAUCGGGAAGCUGAGGUGCCGUCGCACGGUCGAAGAGUAGAAAUUAGGACUUUUGAAAUAAUUUUAUAUUAUGUGUUUAGGCAUUUUUUAUUUUUAUUUAUUAUUAUUUUUUUUUUAGGAAGGUAAAGGUGAGGACAUGCAGAGUUGUGUUAGCUGCAUUAAGACUACAAAAACAGGUAACCAAAUAUCCCAAACUCUCAUUUGGCACUCACAGUAUGAGUGUAGGGGAUCUGUAUCUAAGUGUAGCUAUCUAGAUAUAGAUUACAAUGUGUGCAAACCAAUAUCAGGAGAGCCUAAAUGUUUUGAUCCCCAAUUCCAACCCCGUACAAUUUGGUUGGUAAUUCGGAACAGUAACUCCCAGGAGACUUUGAUAAAUAGGACUGUGAUCAAUACCAUGCAUUCUACUAUUUGAUGCAUGUAAGGCAAUCUCUGGUAGUGGAAAACCUUGGAAUGUAUGUGGUAAUCUUUAAAUGGGAACGAAUUUAUGGGUUUAAUUAUAAAUAUUUAUGUCCCAGUAAGAGAUCUACUGAUCCUGGUUGCCCAGAUAGGGAUUUUAAUUUUUGUCCAUAUUGGUCUUGUGUAGGGUGGGUGACCUGGGGAAAAACAGUGGAUCAAGAUAUGAUUAUCCAAAGGUUGCCCACUACACCACACUGUAAAUCUAUGGAAUGUAAUCCUGUCCAUAUGACCAUCUCUAAUCCACAAAAUUUUUAUUGAUAAGUUUGGAAAUCUAUUUGGGUUCCAAAUAUAUGGCACAGGAGUAGACCCAGGGACCAUAAUAUAUGUAGGACUUGAAACUGAGACGAUGGCAACUCAAACUCAUCAGGUUUUUCAUUCCUUCUAUGAGGAGAUGAGUGUUGAGGAUAAAAUUCCCCAUAAUGUUAAGAACCUAUUUAUUGAUUUGGCUGAGAGUAUUGCGGGUAGUCUUAAUGUAACGAAGUGCUUUGUAUGUGGAUGUACUAAAAUGGGAGACCAGUGGCCAUGGGAGGCAAAGGAAGUAUGGUACCCUGGUUCUGAGACAGAUGAACAACAAAUACUUUCUCAGUCUGAUCAUCAAGUAAGUACUAGAGGUAAAUCAGAGUGGCGGUUAAAAACCUCCAUUAUAGGUCAUGUAUGUUUAGCCAGGAAAGGGCCAUUGUAUACCACACCUGUUGGCAAGUUAAUAUGUCUAGGACAGAGAGCCUAUAAUGCCGAUACUAAAGAUACUACUUGGUGGUCAGCUUCAAAUGUCUCAGAGCCUACUAAUCCGUUUGCCAAUAACACCCAUUUAAAAGAGGUAUGGUUUGACUUAUCUGCUACAUCCAAUUGGAAAGCCCCGGUGAAUUUAUAUUGGAUCUGUGGUAAGAAAGCAUAUUCAGAGUUAAUACAAGAUUGGGAAGGGGCAUGUGUUUUAGGUAUGCUCAAACCAUCCUUCUUCCUGUUGCCAAUUGAGACAGGAGAGACCUUGGGAGUUAAGGUUUAUGAUGUAAAUCAUAAAAAGAAGCGAGCAUCCUUGAAUAUAGGUAGCUGGGAAGAUGAUGAGUGGCCUCCCCAACGCAUUAUUAAUUAUUAUGGACCUGCUACUUGGGCAGAAGAUGGUACCUAUGGAUAUAGAACCCCAAUAUAUAUGCUCAACCGUAUUUUAAGCCUACAGGCGGUGGUUGAGAUUAUCACUAAUGAGAGCAAAAUACUCGGAUGAGAUCAGCCAUCUAUCAAAAUAGAUUAUCUCUGGACUACCUAUUAGCAGUAGAGGGAGGUGUAUGCGGACAGUUUAAUCUCAGCAACUGUUGUUUGCACAUAGAUGAUGAAGGGCAGGCAGUGGCUGAAUUUACAAGCCACAUGGUUAAAGUGACGCAUGUACUUACUCAGGUCUGGAAUGGUUAUAAUCCUAGUAGUUGAUAUGAGCAGCUUGGAGGGAUUAAGGCGUUCGUAGGAGGAGUACUAUUUAUUAUAUUCUUAUGUCUCUUUCUGCCCUGCCUAAUUCCAUUAGUGGUCAGAUCUAUACGUAGUAUCAUAGAGAGUACUAUAGAAAGAAAGACAGCUGCUCAUGUAUUGGCUGUCUAUAGAUAUGAAUCCCUAGCCCAAAUAGAACAUAUUCAGGAUGAGGAAUGCAGAAGGAGUUUGUGAUGAUGCUAAGAUGCUUACAAGGUCUGCUCUGGUCCAAUGAUGCUUACAAGGUCUGCUCUGGCUACUUGAGAGGUGUUGGUAAACUAUGAUUGGUGAUGCAUAUGGAAUAAUUUUGUAUCAGAGGCAUCAAAGGGGGGAAUGUGAUGGAAUUUCGGUGAAAUGUAAAUUUAGUAGGCCAAGAUUUCCACAUGGCAUGUCUAUGUUGUAUCAGUUAGUUACACGUAGCUAAGAUACUGUCAUCAAUGUACUGAGCAUGUGCAGGAAUGCAGGAACUGAAAUUACACUCCUUUCUCCUUUGUUUUGGAUGAUCCAUGUGGUCUGCCCCUUUGAGGAAAUCCAAAUCCUGUCCACUGAUUGGUUAAGGGUAUGUACAUGUGGAGCUAUUAAUGGGAGGAGUUAUAGUUCUAUAUAAAGCAUGUACUCCAUGUGUUUGUCCCUCAGACCUGUUUUGGAACGUUAGUUCAUCUGAGGCCCGAUCGGUAUGUUAAUAAAGACCUCUUACUUCCUGAAAACCUGCAUCCAUCUCUCUGUGUCUGGCUUCUGCAUGUGUACUCGGUUACAAUACAGAGCGGCCCUUCGUCAUAGUGUGUACUUCAUGUUAGAAACACUUGCAUUGAUUAAUAAUUGUAUUUUGACUUUGUAUUUCAGGUGAAGAUGUUGAGAGUGUUCAGUUGGAAGUGAGUGGAUUUUUAAAGGAGCUUUCCUGUCCCUAUCCUUCACUUGUUUCUGGAGACAUCAAGGAUAGACUUCAAUCCAAGGAGGACUGUCUGAGGCUGCUGUGUGAGUGCACCCAUUGCUUUUCUUCUCUCACUCGUGAAUCUGAGAUUAGUAAUGGUACAUGAGUAAAGUAAGGGAAGUCCAGGCUACUUUAGAGUGCUUUCUUUGUUGCAACAUUAUCAGAAUUAUUCAUUAAAUGGUCAAAAUACAAAGGAAAUCUCAAAUUAUAGGUCAUAAUUGUUGACCUAUGAACAUGAAUCAUAGCUGACUUGUAAAAUAUGUCCCGUUUUGUUUAUCUUGGUUUAAGAAUGUUUAAUUCACUUUGAAUUCAUUGCCAGUCACACUUUAUUGAAUAACCCUGUCAAUCACUAAAACAGGAAGUAUAAUGAAUCAAUAAAAAAAAAAAAAAAAAAUGGAAAGUUUAAGGCUGCAAUCGUACAGUUUGAGAAAUUGUCCAACUAUGUUAUAUUUACGUUUUUUGUUAUAUUGGCAUAAAAUAUGCAAUUCUCAUGCCAUUUCUCCACGAUUUAUGGUUCAAUGAAUAGACCUAAAAUGUUUUUACAAAAAGGUUUGCUUUUACCCACCAUGAUAUAAAUGCUAAUAUUUGCGAUUUGUCGUUUUAUAGGAUAUUGUAUAUCUUUUUAACUUCUUAUAACUGAGUUAAUUUACAACCUUUUGAGCUGUCUUAAAGGGACACUAUAGUCACCAAAAUAACUUUAGCGUAAUUAAGUAGCUUUGGUGUAUGGAUCAUGCCCCUCUAGUCUCACUGCUCAAUUUUCUGCAAUUUAGGAGUUAAAUCACUUUUUUUUUUAAUACAGCCCUAGUCACACCUCCCAGCCUUCAUAUACAAUUCCUGUAAAGCAAGAUCUAAUGUUCAAACUGCUUUUAUUGCACAUUCUGUUUAAUUUAUAAUUUACCUCCGCUGCUUUUAAUAGCCUGCUAGAGCCUACACGAAUGUGUGAUUAAAGUUCCAUUUACAGAUCUGAUUAAAAAUUAGAAAAAAAUUUCAUGCAGGCUGUGUCAGUCACAGCCAGGGGAGGUGUGGCUAAGGCUGCAGAAACAAGAGUGAUUUAACUCCUUAAUGGGAAAGAAUUCAGCUGUGAGAUUGCAGGGGGUUGAUUUAUUCACCCCCAAAAAAUUGUUUUGUUUUGAUUCCUAUAGUAUCCCUUUCAAUAUUUGUGUACUUCAAAAAAAUAAAUAAAAAAGAGCAUUAGUUAACCCUUUCACGCCAUUAGAGCAUGACAUGCUGUCCUGCAGUAGGAGGGCUUAAACGCCAUAGCACUCCCUAACCAUUUAGCCCUCACUAUAACAAUGUCUGUGGUGUUAAUCACUGCAAAUUUGAGAUUUCUGUGGAAAAAACAGGUGUUAUGGCUUAACUGGUGUGCAGAUCUUUGUUUAACAUUGUAUUUGUUUAACAUUGUACUAGCCACUGACUUCAGGUGAAAGGGGUUUUCAAUCACAAUUUAUUCCCCACCAUAACAUUCUUUGUUUUUCUUUGCAUAUAUUUAUUCAAUACAUUGUUAAACACAGAUCUGCACACCAGUCAAGUCAAAAGACUUGCUUUUCCAACAGAAUUCUCACAUUUGCAGUGAUGCUACUAUUGGAAAGGAUUCUGGGUGGGCAUAUGCAAAUAAGAUAUAAUAACCCCUUUCAGUGCUGGUCGCAGCUGUUUGAUCUGCAAUCACUGUUAUUUUAAUUUUUGUGUUGGGUAUUCUAUUGGUGGAAGUGGGAAAUAAGGGUGUGGUAGUGUGUAUUAGGCAGGUGGGCAAAUAAAAUGACCCCUUAGUGACAUAGCUUAAAUUAAUCCCCCUUAGAUGGCAUGCGGAGAAAGUGUAUGCCAUUCUGGCAUGCUCAGAUAGGGACACUUUCGCAGACAGUGACACUAUGACAGUGUUUGACAUUGAGGCCCCAAGUGAGUCCAUCAGUGAUGGUGCCACCGCCGCCACCAUCUACAAGAAGGUGCUUAGGACACCCCACAGUGCCAGAGGAAAUUUUAAAUACCCCUAAACUUGACAGCCCUAGAAAUAACCCCACGGCUAUAUCUGACAUCACAGCAUCGGUAUAUGUUGGAGCCAGUGAACUGUUUUAGCCUCUUGAUGUCAGACGACAUUACAGUAGAAAUAAAUGUUGUAUCCCGCUGAUGUUGCAGAAAAAAAAAAAAAAAUACUAUGGCUAUACAGGGCUUUUGCAUUUAUCAAGGGAAGGAUAGCCAUCGUGACCCCCAGGAUGUGGGUACAAAUUGCAAGAUUGAGUGGGAUCUGAUCCUUCCCAUGUUAAAUAAGGGUUAUCAUCCAUGGGUUGAUGGUUAUAUUAUUUAAAUUUUUUGGACAAUUUGGACAAAGCUUGGUAUCUGAGUCAUGCCAUAUUUUGUGUGCGUCUUGUUUGGCCUUAGGCUAUACAUAAGGGGCAUCUUCAGGUAGAUGUGUUUUGGGCUGUAGAUGAGCAAUUGCGUUUGAAUUUGUGUACUGUUUGGUAGAGGGGUGAGGGGGAAGUGGGUGAGCAGCGAUAAGGGAGCAGGAAAUGAAUGGCUUCGAGGGGGAAGGCUGUGAGAAGAUGUAGAAGACGUGAAUGUAUGAUAGAGUAAAAAUGAGAGAGAAAGAGGGGGAAAAAAGUGGGGGGGGUGGGUUACAGUAGUGUAGUUCAGGUUCGGCAAAUUAGCGGUUGAUGGAGGGUGUCAUCGUUGUGUGUGGACUGGCUCUCUACUGCCUUUGGGGGUCUAAGUGUGUUGUCUGGUCUGUCACGGGCUGCCCUCUGACUGGGAGGACAAGCUUGUCUGGAUGUGGGGAGGUUUCAAAAACUAAUCCUGGUGAUAUAGUUCAACCGUGGGUACCAAGUCAAGACACAUUUGGCAGUGCGGCCUCUCAGGUCUGCGGUCAGGGUCUCCUUGCUAUGGAUCUCUUCUAUCCUGGCAGCUCAUCGCUGAAAGGUAGGAGCACCUGUCUGUUUCCAUAGUGUUGGGAUUAGGGACUUUGCCGCUGUGAGUAGGUGGGUAGUUAGGGAAUUCAUGUAUGAGGCGAUGGGACUGUUCAUGUGGUGAAGAAGAAUCGGAAGAGGUUGUAGUGGGAGGUCUGUGCCUGUAAUCUCACAGGUUUUAGAAUGCACCAUAGCCCAGUAAGGGGGCGAUGACUGGGCAAGACCACCAGAUGUGGAGAUUUGUGCACUCUUUCCCUCCGCAGUCCCAACAGCCGGGAUCUCUGACUUCAUGAUGUGUAGGACGUCUUGCGUCCGAUACCAGGGUGUUAAGAGCUUGUAGCUUAGUUCCUGGUACUUGGAGCUAAUGGAGCACUUAUGCGUCAGGGUGAGAAUUUUGUCCCAUUCACUGUCUGUAAGCGCCUCCCCCACAGCUCUUUCCCAUCUCGAGGUAAACCCGAGUGGUGGUCUAUCACAUCCUGUAACUAGUAUAGUGUGGAGAAUGGAGAUCCCUUUGUUUAAUAUUUCAUGUGUCGUGCAUAGUUGUUCGAAUUGUGUAAGGGGUUUGUGAAACUGUGUUCACCCCGCAGCAGGUGCAAUAGGAGCGUAUUUGGUGAUAUCGAAACCUUUCCAUGUGGGCUGGCUGCCUGUCAGGGAUCAGUUCAGCAAGGGUCUUUAGCUGAGUCGAGGUGCACCAAUGAUGGAUACAUGUCCAGUUCGAAGCCUAGAAGCUGGCCGGUCACAGGCUGCCCACGAGCUCCCGGGUUGUGUGUUAUGGGUUGGUUUUGGGGAUGUGGUUAAUGGAUUUGAGUAGCGAGUUGAGCACCAGACCUUGAGCAAUGCGUCUCUUGUAGGAUUGCCUGUGCGGAGUGUCCCGUACGGUACUCCUCGAGCCAGUGUAGGGAGGGGAUUUUGCCCUCCAUCUGUUGGGUUUCCAUUGUCACCCACAGUUUCUUUGGUGCCUUUGCAUGCCAUUCAACCAAUCUUUGUAGGUGGGUUGCGUGAUAGUAUGUGACCACCGACGGGAGGCCAGCUCCUCCUGUGUGCUUGGAGAGGAUCAGUUGGGUGCACCGUAUUCGAAAAAAGUUAGCGGGAUUUCUACCAGUAGGGCCUGGAACAGAUAUAGUAAGAGGUUGAUGGUUAUUAUACCAGUAUGGAUUUAUUUAAUAUAUUUUGUUUUAAAACCCUAGCUUGUGGCACAGCGCGUAAAACAUGCAGAGGUUUUCCCCAAACCCUGACAUGCAGUAGAGGCUCAGCUUCAGCUCUCAUGAUACAAUGCACAACAAUAGCACAGUGCCAGUGUAUGUCAGAGGAAGAACUGAGCAGUUGGAAAAAAUCAAAGUGCAUUGUUAAACUAGCAUGUAUAUGGGGGGAGUGGACUUGGCUGAUCAAUGUAUACAGGCUUAUCUGCUGAACUGAAAAAGUAGGUCCUGGUACAAGACAAUUGCAAUAUAUUUAGUCAAUUAUCACUUCCUAUUUGCUGUAUAAAAGGCCGCCAUAGGGAAGCCAUACCCAUUUCUUAAUUAUUAUUAUGUUGAAACUUUUGUCUGAUAUUUUAUUUACCCAGUCCCCCAAUCCACCCUCUUCGGAAUCAGAUGAUGUCCAAAGACUUUGUGGCAAGCACUUUCCUUCACAAAUCCCCCACGCACACCCUGAAUAAGUCGACCCAGAGAAAGGACCCUUUCUGGCCAUCUCAAUCUGCCCUCUGCAUAACAGACUGUGUCAGAGUCUACCAUACAGAGCUAAACUGUUGCAUCACUCCGUGUGUGACUUUCUCAGUGUGUUUGUUUAUUUUGGAUAUCUGACCUGGGCUUGUCAUGAUUUCUCUUUGUUAGCUGCCUGUACAGACGUAUUGACUUGUUAUAUCAACUACUCUGACUUCUGGAUUCCCCUUACCUUGGUCCGUCCUUGUUUAAGUUAAGUCCAGGCAUUCUAUAGUGCAGGGCUCGACAAAUCCCAGGUUGCCAUGGCAACUUGAAAUUUCGCAUUGGCGUUUGUGAUCUGUCAGCUCUUUAGCUAAAGCAGCUGUCUGGGCAAACUAUGGAGCUAGCCGCCAUUUAAAGAAUAGAGGCGGACGGUUUAAGGAGCCCUGGGGAGCAUGGAGGUGAUUGGCUGAGGCAGUGCGCGUGGGAGCAGUGAUCUUCCUGCAUCUUCCUGCAUCUUCUCUCUGCUCCCUCCCACUAUAUAGUGAUGCCGUAGCCGGAAUAUGACAUAAUUCAGGCCCCCGGCAUCACUACAGGGAGCAGAGAGAAGCUGCAGGAAGAUUACUGCUCCCUCGCACGCAGGAAGAGAGAGAAGUCACACUGGACCCCAGGGAAAGAUCUACUCUGCUCUCCCAAAGGUAGGCUGUGUGGAUUGAAAUAAAAAAUUUAAAUUGGUGUGUGUGUGUGUGUGUGUAUGCCUCUGUCAGUGUGUCUGUCAGAGAGUGUGUAUCUGUUUAGGUACCUGCCCCCCUCCGAUCUCAGAGAAGUGUUUUUUACUCUCCUUUUUUCCGACAACGUGCCAGUUUCGCCACGGCUUGUCCCGCCUCCAUAGCUGAGAUCAAUGUUUAUAAACUCAGCUAAGCCAAUGCUUUCCCAUAAAAAAGCAUUGGGAGGAUAUUGUGCAAGUUCUCUAUGGGUAACAUUCAGCGCAUCCAUGCAGAGCACUGACACAGGACUCUCUAGUGGCCGUCUGAAAAUGCAGCAUUUACAUUGAAAAGGCUAUAGGCACCAGAACAACUUCAUCAAAGAGACACUAUAGUCACCCGAACAACUUUAGCUUAAUGAAGCAGUUUUGGUGUAUAGAACAUGCCCCUGCAGCCUCACUGCUCAAUCCUCUGCCAUUUAGGAGUUAAAUCCCUUUGUUUAUGAACCCUAGUCACACCUCCCUGCAUGUGACUUGCACAGCCUUCCAUAAACACUUCCUGUAAAGAGAGCCCUAUUUAGGCUUUCUUUAUUGCAAGUUCUGUUUAAUUGAGAUAGCUUGCUAGACCCUGCAAGAGCCUCCUGUAUGUGAUUAAAGUUCAAUUUAGAGAUUGAGAUACAAUUAUUUAAGGUAAAUUACAUCUGUUUGAAAUUGAAAUCAGUUUUUUUUUUUUUUUUUUUUAAUGCAGGCUCUGUCAAUCAUAGCCAGGGGAGGUGUGGCUAGGGCUGCAUAAACAGAAACAAACUGAUUUAACUCAUAAAUGACAGUGAAUUGAGCAGUGAAAUGAUCUAUACACUAAAACUGCUUUAUUUAGCUAAAGUAAAAUUAGGUGACUAUAGUGUUCCUUUAAUCUGUAGUGAUUCUGGUGACUAUAGUGUCCCUUUAAGAUUUGUAUGUUUCUCUUUGUAAAUUUAAACUUUGCUAGUUUAAAAAAAAAACUGUCUCCUAACUUUUUUAGCUGGCUCCUAGAUUCCAAACACAUUUGUCAAGCUCUGAUAUGGUGGCUACCCAAAACAACUCAAAAUCCUACUUCUAGAAUACUUGUUAAAAUGGUAUGCCAUUGUGGGGCAAUUUUCUUUCUUAGUCAGUCAUGUUCUAUUAAAGGCGAUAUGGGCCCAGAAAAUCAGUGUGUCAAUAUUUCUAAUAUUUUGCAGUGAGACUUACCAAAAAGACCUUAAAAACCGAUAUGUGGGGGUACUGUUAUAUUAGUGAUACAAUGUGAAUCAAAACUACUGAGGCCUUAUUGCACAAACUCCUAUCAGGAUUAUUACAUUCCCUGUGAAAAUGGAAUUCAUAAACAAAACACAACAGAAAAGUUGACCAGCAUUUGUUUUAAAGUGGCCAGACCAAACCAUUCGAGGACUGUCAUUUGCGGGAAUUCACUUGGACUCUAAUACUUACUAGACUUUUUUUUUUAAUCGACGCCCAAACAAACUGACUUGCCCACGAUUUACCUGUGGAGUCUUAUUCAUUGAAUAAGACUGUACAGGUAAAUCCCAGAAGGAUGGAUUAGUUUGGGCAUAGAUUAAAAGGAAUUUCAUUGUGACGCAGAAGUCUAGUACUUAGCAGGUUUUUCUUUCAAUCAGUAUUUCUAGGCACAGAACUUCAAGCCAUGCAGAUCUUCCAUAGCAGGAAGCAAACGGACACAGAGAAGAAUGACCCUGCCUACCUGGAAUUGAAAGCAAUAUGUGACGCACUCCACUUACCUGAGCAGCCUUCUUCUGAUAUCAUGUCAAUACUGAAGAUUGUGGAGGCCAAGGUGAGGAACAUACCUCUUUCCCUGUCCUAUGAGUAACCACCACGCAUCAUGUAUUGGCUCUAUAAAGGGCAUAGUUAAAUGUACAUUCUUAGAACCAAAAUCUUGGUUCUAAUAUAAUCAAUCAUAAUAUAAUAUAUUCUAUUAUAAUAAUAUAUCUUAAUGUAGUGUUUUGGUGCAAAGAUCCUGUCCAUGCACUCUGAUAAAUGAAAGCUUGCUGUUUGUUAGAAAUGGCAAUGUUUGCAUUUCUCAUUUAUGAUGCUUCUGGUGGCUAUAGGAGAGCCACUAUAGGCAUUUCUUCAUUGAAGCAUCCAAUAGGUAGAGCACAGUGAUUGCAUUGCAUGCACCAUAGAGACCCAGUGCCCCACUGUACUAUAAAAACAUAGAAUGUGACGGCAGAUAAGAACCGUUUGGCUCAACUAGUCUGCCCAAUUUUCUAAAUACUUUCAUUAGUCCCUGGCCUUAUCUUAUAGCUAGGAUAGCCUUAUGCCUUUCCCACGCUUACUUAAACUCCUUCACUGUGUUAACUUCUACCACUUCAGCUGGAAGGCUAUUCCAUGCAUCCACUACCCUCUCCGUAAAGUAAUACUUCCUGAUAUUAUUUUUAAACCUUUGCCCCUCUAAUUUAAGACUAUGUCCUCUUGUUGUGGUAGUUUUUCUUCUUUUAAAUAUAGUCUCCUCCUUUACUGUGUUGAUUCCCUUUAUGUAUUUAAAUGUUUCUAUCAUAUCCCCCUGUCUCGUCUUUCCUCCAAGCUAUACAUUUGAGAUCCUUUGACCUUUCCUUGUAAGUUUUAUCCUGCAAUCCAUUAAUCAGUUUAGUAGCCCUUCUCUGAACUGUCUCUCCAAAGUAUCAGUAUCCUUCUGAAGAUACCUCCAGUACUGCGUACAGUACUCCAAGUGAUCACAAUGAUCUCACAUUUGACAGAGCAGCUACAGUGCCUUUAUUCAGAUGGCUGUACUUGAUGAUAUCUGCAGGUGAUCCUAUUAGAAAGAAUUAAUGCUGUUACAGGGUAGCCAGAAAACCUUUAAUUAUGGUGUCCUUAUAUGCCAUCAGUGCAACCUGGAAUAUAGUCACUAACUAAAAAAAAAAAAAUAUAUUAUAUCCAGGGUCUAUCACCACAAUGAAGGGAUUCUUUUUUUGUAGUUUGAAAAUAGUAAAGGAAAUGACAAAAGAAAUAUGGUUCUAAAAAGAGAUUGGUGGGUUUAUUUUUUUUUUAUUUUUUAGUAAUGUUGUGAAUAUUUUUCUAAAUGUAAGUGUUACUCUAACACAGGUUUCCCCAAACUCCAGCCCUCCAGAUGUUGCUGAACUACAACUCCCAUGAUUCUCAGCCUAUAUUUCAUUCAUAGAAUCAUGGGAGUUGUAGGUCAGCAACAUGUGGAGGGCCGUAGUUUGAGGAAGCCUGGUCUAACCCUUUAUAUAUGGACUUUGUUAUGAAAAGGUUGUUAAUUGAGCAGCGCCAACGUUUCAGACCCAGUCUUGGUCCUUUCUCAAAAGGUCUUCAGGCUCCUGGGGACCGAGAAUCUCACUAAACUGUUUAAUAGUGAUGCACAACCCGGUAUCCAUGGACACCAAGCACCAUAACCACUUCAGUAUGCUGAAGUGGCUAUGCUGUGUGCAGUGUUGCUUUUAUCCUGAGAUGAUAGAGCUAUGUGGUAACAAUAUUUAACAUUUUCUAAACCGAAAAAAGAAAAAGCUGACUAGGUCAAAUACAUGACUAAUUAGAAAUAUAAUAUAAUCUAUGCACUACAUAGUAAAGACCUGUUAACUGUCCAUGUAAUAUUUAGUCCUUCUCGAAUUAUCCUUCAGCCUAAGUUAUUGUUUUACUCUUUGUGCAGGUCACAGACAUCAUGUCGCAAGUGAACACAAAGCAUGUUGGACCAAUGUUGCUUAAAUCGGAACUGAAUGAAGAACAGCUGGUGAGAGACUGCAAAUGAACACAAUGUACAAACUAUUAUAACAUGUUCUAGAUUCUAGCUCCAUGUAGUAGAUCCAUAGAAGGGAACGGUACAGAGAAGUUUUGACUAUAAAUGGCACAGAUUUAGACCUAAAACACGAUUUUCUGUAUAGUUGGAGUAAAUAAAAAAAACAGGUGAUUUGUUGUACUGUUACAUAAUAUAAAGCACUGAUCCCUGGCCAAACAAGCUGUAGCUUAAAGGACCACUAUAGGCACCCAGACCACUUCAGCUUAAUGAAGUGGUCUGGGUGCCAGGUCCAGCUAGGUUUAACCCUUUUUUUCUAUAAACAUAGCAGUUUCAGAGAAACUGCUAUGUUUAUAAUAGGGUUAAUCCGUCCCCUAGUGGCUGUCUCAUUGACAGCUGCUAGAGGCGCUUACGUGCUUCUCACUGUGAUUUUUCACAGUUAGAAGACGCCAGCAUCCAUAGUAAAGCAUUGAGAAUGCUUUCCUAUGGACUGGCUGAAUGCGCGGCUUUUGCCACGCAUGCGCAUUCAGCCGAGGAGGAGGAGGAGAGUCCCCCGCCCGGUGCUGGAGAAAGAGGUAAGUUUAACCCCUUCCGCCUCCUAGAGCCCGGCAGGAGGGGGACCCUGAGGGUGGGGCACCCUCAGGGCACUACAGUGCCAGGAAAACGAGUAUGUUCCUGGCACUAUAGUGGUCCUUUAAGAGACAAAAGCACUUUACCAUCUUAGUCCAGUCAGCACUCUAAACUCUUUAAAGGAACACCAAACGCUAGCUGUAGUGAUUAUGGUGUCCAGAUUUCUCUGGCUCGUCCCAACCUCCCUUAAUGUAUGUAGUCAAACCUUUUUUUGAACAGUUUACCUCAUACCAGGGUCUGCUGGUUGCUUGUCUUUGCCUACACUACUAAUUGCAAUUGAAAUUGUCAUUUCUACGACUAUGGUCAAUGGGGGCUUGCAGUUACAGGUAGAGAUGCGCCGAAUAUGGGUCACAUCUGCCAAAAAUAGGGCAGAGUGACUUGUCGGGUCCUCUGUACAAGAUGGUCCCGCAGCUUGCCCUGUGUGCAGCGGUGUGCAAGGCCCUUCCCGUCUGCCCGGGGAGAGAGCCAGUACCGUCUACAGCUCCGACUGCUGUGAGCUGCAGCCUGUGCUGUAUCUCGCGAUAUCUGUCAAAUCCGAGUGUUUCUGUGGGUUACCACAGCAACACUCUGACUUCUGGAGCUUGCGAGAUACAGCACAGUCUGCAGCAAACACCGGUCGAAGCUGCAGACUGGGGUGACAGACCACUGGACCACCUACAAAAAAAAAGAAGGUAUUUCUAACACCCUCCCUCACUGUCACCAGUCACCCCCUCCCUCUGUCACUCUCACCAGUCACCCCCACUACACACUACAUCUCGAUACUGCACCACACCAUGUUCCCUACACACACUAUAUACACUACAUCCCUUUCCCACACCUCACUAUAUUCCAUACAAACACUACAUAACCUACACAAAUCAUUUGGGGGGGAAAAGUAAUUUUCGGUUUUUGGCCAAGGGCAUCCUGAAUUUUCGUUUUCGGACAAGAAUUUACAUUUCGCUGCAUCCCUAGUUAAAGGGACAUUGUAAGCACUAUAGCUGCUCCAUUUUGUUGAAGUGGUUAUAAUGUCUGAAGUCCCCGGGUGCUAUCCUUCUAUUUAGCAUUGUACCAUGUUUUUAAUGCUAAACAAGAUUCCCCAGGAAUUCAUACAGUCUGUGCUGCUUGGGUUAAUGAAGCAUUAGCUCGAGCAUUAAUGGGUUGCAAUGAUUGGCUGACAGUGUCACCUGACCUCAAUCAGCCUAUCACAGUGCCAUUGCAGGUAUGAAUCGGUAUGGCUACAAGAAAGUGUGUAAUGUCUGCGUUAGCCGUUAUACAUUUAGUGGGUAUGGAACUUUGUGAAGCAUGGGGUUCUCAUUUACUGUUAAACAGAUCACAAAUGGUUUAACACUGAAUGGAGGGGCAGUGCCAGGGGAUUAAAAGCAAUAUAACUCAGUAAGGUAAAAUGGAUAUCUUGCCUACAGUGUCACUUGAACCCCUAAAUCAAGUGAAGUACUUUAUGGGUGUGGAGUGUCCUAUUCAUUAUAAUCUUUAAGAGGCCACUCCACGGUGGAGAAUGAAUUAUGCAUAAAAAAAAAUAUGCAAACAAAUCCAAAACACAAGACAAGAACAUUGUGAAACAUACUUUUUGAAGUUUCUUCUUAUGUAGCUUAUCCUCAGGGUUUACAUCUUCUGCAGGGACAUCCCACCCACUCAAGCUGUUCAGCCUAUCCUGAUUCUUACAUGGUUUGUUUUAGUGAGGUUCAGUAGACAAUCGUUUUAUAGUGUUUGCAUUAAUAACUAAUUAUGUGCAGAGAGUCUGGGACAGGGUAUUCUUACACCAAUUACAUCAUAACAACAUAUGCUAAUUACAGUUAACUCUGCAGACUGUGUAAAUGGUAGAGAGUAUGUAUUCAAAACAUUUCCAUUCCUGCAUUGUAUAGCGUGACAGUGUUUCUUUUUUCCCUUUAGGACAGCCUGGAGAAAAUAAACGAAGCCCUUUCCAAGGAAUAUGAGUGUCGACGCAGGAUGUUAAUAAAGCGUCUGGAUGUGACUGUUCAAUCGUUUGGAUGGUCAGACAGAGCAAAGGUUAGUGUAAUGUGUACAUGCAGUACUUCUAAAUGUACAGCUGGUGGCAGCACUGUCUUAUAGAAAGCAACGUGGACAAAAACAGCUAUGUUCAGUCCUUAAGGGCUUAAUGGCAAGUACUGCAUGACAUUUUUUUGUACAUACAUCUCUGAGAACUUUGACAAUUUUGUAGUCUUUGUUCAGUCAUAAAUUGUAUCAAUUCAUAUUGCGUCUCAUGUCUCGGAGUAUGGAUACUUCCACUGACCAUUAUGUGUGAACAGUCGAGGAGACCGUAAAAUCACAUUGUGACAGUUUGUUAAAAAAGUUGAAGACACACAGAAACAUAGACUGUGACAGCAGAUAAGAACCAUUCAGCCCACCUAGUCUGCCCAAUAGUAAAGCUGGCUCAAACUGCAUGCCUUGAAUAAAUCACCAUUUGGACUUUAGCUGGGUCCUUCCCAAAAUUAUAUCCAUUAUACCGCCAGAGAACGCAGGUUCAGGGGGUUUUUCACUUCCGGGUUCGGCGUCGGGACGCAUCCUGCGUCAUCACGUCCCGACAUCUAUUCUUAAUUCCGGUUCCAAUUACGUUAAGACGUGUCAGAAACGUCAUAACAACGAAGUCCAUACAGAUAAAGUUUAUAAAAGCGGAAAAGUGCUACCUAAAUUGAUAAUUAUGCAAACAAAACUUAUGACCGCAUUUAAAUACUAUUAAAAGGUAAAUACAUUACUAAUUUAAAAUUCAUUGACAAUAAUUAAUAAUUAUAUAUAUAAAUUAAUAAACAAAAUUAAUCUAGUCUUUUGAGCAAAAAGAGGCAAAUCAUUAAAAAAUUAGAUUAUUAAAGUAGAAGACAAAUACCUGCCUUAAAAAUAAUGGUACAUAUGUUAAAAGGAAAACUUGAUGUAUAGGAAUCUCAAAAUUAGACAAUAAAUAUUCAUAUAAAAAUAUACAUUAAUAGCCAUAAAAAUAAAUAUAUUAUAAAAUUCAUAAAAAAAUAAAUAUAAAAAAAUAUAUAAAAAUAUAAAGGGGAAAAGAAAAGGAAAAAUUGUUAAAUAUAGGGCCUUUAAUGUGAGUGAGACCAGUACAGAAUUUUAAGUUUUUAUUUUAAACAUUAUUACCCUAUGUUUUUUUCCAUUUUUUGUUUUAUUUUCAUAACCUGAUGCUAUUUGGGUAAUAUUAUUUUUAUUUAUUUGAGUGCUCUCACCAUUUUCUUUUUAACUUGUCACUUGUAUUUAUUUAGUGGUUAUUGUGGCUCCACUAAGGUGAUUGUAGCACCACCACUUUCUUUUAGGAAUUCUUCACUUGUAUAUUGUAUUUUAGUCUGCCCAAUAAUUCAAAAUACUUUGAAAUAGUCCCUGGCCUUAUCUUAAUUCUAGGAUAGCCUUAUGUCUAUCGUACGCAUGCUUAAACUCCUUUACUGUGUUAACCUUUACCACUUCAGCUGGAAGGCUAUUCCAUGCAUCCACUACCCUCUCAGUAAAGUAAUACUUCCUGAUAUUAUUUUUAAACCUUUGUCCCUCUAAUUUAAGACUAUGUCCUCUUGUUGUGGUAGUUUUUCUUCUUUUAAAUAUAGUCUCCUCCUUUACUGUGUUGAUUCCCUUUAUAUAUUUAAAUGUUUCUAUCAUAUCCCCCCUGUCUCGUCUUUCCUCCAAGCUAUACAUGUUAAGAUUAUUUAACCUUUCCUGGUAAGUUUUAUCCCGCAAUCCAUGAACCAGUUUAGUAGCCCUUCUCUGAACCCUCUCUAAGGUAUCAAUAUCCUUCUGAAGAUACGGUCUCCAGUACUGUGUACAAUACUCCAAGUGAGGUCUCACCAGUGUUCUGUACAAUGUACAGUGUUCCUUCCCUCUUUCUACUGCUAAUACCUCUCCCUAUACAACCAAGCAUUCUGCUAGCAUUUCCUGCUGCUCUAUUACAUUGUCUGCCUACCUUUAAGUAAUCAGAAUUAAUCACCCCUAAAUCCCUUUCCUCAGAUGUUGGUUAGUACUCUAUCAAAUAUUCUGUACUCUGCCCUUGGGUUUUUAUGUCCAAGAUGCAUUAUCUUGCACUUAUCCACAUUAAAUGUCAGUUGCCACAACUCUGACCAUUUUUCGAGUUUACCUAAAUCAUUUGCCAUUUGGCUUAUCCCUCCUGGAACAUCAACCCCGUUACAUAUCUUAGUAUCAUCAGCAAAACGACAUACCUUACCAUCAGGACCUUCUGCAAUAUCACUAAUAAAAAUGUUAAAGAGAAUGAGUCCAAGUACUGAUCCCUGAGGUACCCCACUGGUGACAAGCCCAAGCUUCACAUAUACUCCAUUGACUACAACCCUCUGUUGCCUGUCAUUUAGCCACUGCCUACCCCAUUCAACAAUAUUGGAAUCCAAACUUAAAGAUUGCAGUUUAUUGAUCAGCCUUCUAUGUGCAACAGUGUCAAAAGCCUUACUGAAAUCUAGGUAAGCAAUGUCUAUUGCACCACCCUGAUCUAUUAUUUUAGUUACCCAAUCAAAAAAAUCAAUAAGAUUAGUUUAGCAUGAUCUCCAUGAAGUAAACCCAUGUUGUCUCUGAUCUUGAAAUCCAUGUGAUUUUAGAUGUUCAACAAUUCUAUCCUUUAACAUGGUUUCCAUUACUUUUCCCCACUACUAAAGUAAGGCUUACCGGCCUAUAUUUGCCUGACUUGUCUCUACUACCUUUCUUGUGAAUGGACACAACAUUCGCUAACUUCCAAUCUUCUGGGACUAUUCCUGUUAACAAUGAUUGGUUAAAUAAAUCUUUUAAUGGUUUUGCUAGUACACCACUAAGCUCUUUAUAACUUUGGGUGUAUUCCAUCAGGUCCCAUUGACUUAUUUGUCUUUACUUUUGACAGUUGAAAUAGAACCUCUUCCUCUGUAAACUCACAUGUAACAAACUGAGCCGGAUUAACAUAGGGGCUGAUGGAGCUGCAGCUCCAGGCCCAUGGAAUAGGCCCAUUUAAAAAUAAUUUUUAUUUUUUUUAUUUUACACACUACUCUUAGGUUUGCCACCUGACUGGUAUUUUACAGGCACAGACGGUAUUUGAGGCUGCCUGGCCGUACCGGUAUUGCAGUAAUACCAGAUAUUUUUCUUAGUACAAACGGAGAUUACUCGGCAAUACCAGCACCAGCCAGUAGGGGUCACUGUGUGUGGAGAGAGGUAGGUAUAGGAAGUUACAGCAUAUCCCUCCCUGCCUCUCUCUAAUCGCUAAACCGCGGGGGAGCAGCUACACAGCACAGAGAGUGCAGACAGCAGCUCCCAGCCUGCAGAGACAGACUACAGCUCAGGGAAGUGAGGGAUGAGGGGAAAGUCAGCAGGGAAACAUGGGGACACUGGGAGACACUAGGGGACGCUGAGACACAUGGGGACCCCAUGGCUCCCAGCCAGUGUCCCCUAGUCUCCCAGUGUCUGUGUCCCCAAAUGUCUGUGUCCCCAUGUCUGCCAGUGUCUGUCCCCAUGUCUGUGUCCCUAGUGUCCACAAGUGUCUCAUGUCUCACUGGGAGUAAUGGGGACACUGAGAGACUAAGGGACUAGGCGACAUGGGGACACUGGCACUGUGAUACAUAGGGACACGGAUGCCAAGCUGGCCGUCCAAUUCUUUGGACAGACAAGCCCCCUUUUUGGGCAUGUUCGACCUUUUUGGCAGUUCGGGUCAAGCCCAUUGAUUUCCUGCUUCACUGGACACUUCUGUUAGGGGGUAUGGAUUUACUUAAAGAUCCUUUGAGUUUCCCUCCAACACCAUCUCCAUCAGAUACAUGACGCUUUAGAGGUAUGACUGUUUUAGUGUUUUUGGUCGAUAAGAUUCUGUAAUUCUGUAAUUAGGCCCCAUCAUAAUUGUCAGCACCAGGCCCACUGGGCUCUUAAUCUGGCCCUGGUAACAAAUGACUCACUUGUCCUUUUUCCUAACUGAGGCCCCGUCUCCUGUUGCCAUGUGAGCACUUACAGAAAUGCAACUGGGAGAGAUUUUAAUGUUGUGCCUUGGCUCUGUAGCUGUGGUCUUACCUCUUUAUUAAAUGUAUGCACACCGUCUGUCACUGACUGCCUGCAGCCAAAUUCUGCAUUAAAAGCAGCUCAAUCGGUGCGAUCUGUGGAUGAGCUGUGUACAUACACUGAUCAGGAAGAAUUCAGACUUAUGGUGCAUCAUUCUGCAAAAACUAUAAACAUCUGAGCAUGCAAAAAAAAUACAGCAUAUUAAUGAGUCCAAAACCUAUGCAAUGCAUUAAAUUGCAUCGGUGCUGGGGUGUCUUUUUAAUCUAUUGUUUCACUAAAGCAAUAUCAAAUAUAAAGACCACUAUUAUUACUUGCACUCUUGCAACAUUUUAUAUACUUAUUACCCAUUGUUGCUACCUGUCAUCUUGCACUUAUUUUGUUUUGCAGGCAAAAACAGAUGAGAUUGCAAGGGUUUAUCAGCCAACACGUUACUCUUUGUGUCCCAAGUCUGUUGUUUCACUGGCAAACCUCCUUGCUGCCCGAGAGGAUCUCUCCAGAAUUGUACGCACUAGCAGUGGAGAGAUUCGGCAAAAAACAGUGUGUGCUGUAAAUAAGGUAGGAUGCCUUUAUUUUAAGAAAUAUAGCAUGUACGAAUCUCAGCUCCCCACUCUCCAGCAUUUGCCUAAAUUAUCACUCUGCAGCUGUUAGAGAAUGGAAUUCAAGGACACUGUAUUUUGUAUCAUUAUACUGUGAUUUUUCUGAUACUUGGAUAUUACACUUACAGCUCUGCAUGUUCCUCAAUUAUAUUGGAAGUUCUCCUUCCUGUAUGUAUCUAUAACAUUCCGUCCCUUGCAGGUCUUGAUGGGGAGAGUUCCUGACAGAGGAGGCAGACCUAGAGAGAUUGACCCACCACCACCAGAAAUGCCACCUUGGCAAAAACGUCAGGAUGGUGGAAGAGGAGGAUGGAGAGGAGGUGGUGGUGGCGGCAGAGGUGGUGGCUUUGGUAGAGGAAGUUAUAAUUCUGGAGGAAGGAAUUUUGGAAGAGGUGGUUAUCAAGGUACUGGGGGAUACAGCAGAGGAGGAGGCCAGAGAUGGUAGUUCUACUUGGAUGAAAAGAAUAACUCCUGUCGCCAAACAUGAGAACGUUUCAGUAUUAAUUGUUUGAAACCUCUUUUGUCACAUCAGGAAAUAUUUAUCCUUUUACCCAGGGGACUUAAUAUGAGAAGAAUCACCUGUGUGGCAGCUAGUAACAACUUAUGAACAUUUUUACCAUAUUCCCCGAGGUGGACCUUUUCAGUGGACUGAAGGUCAGAUUACUUUUGGAGUUGCUCAUCUGUUUGCUCUUCAGUGUGUGGGGUUUUUUUUUUUUGUAUUGUGGACUGCAUUUUGUUUGUUAGUUAUGGUAAACAACGCUAAAAAUGUGACUACCAUGCAAUGAUCAAAUGGUUUAGUUAACUAUUUAUGCAUAGGAUUUUUUUACAAAUAAUAAUGAAGAAAAACAAAAAAAAAUCACUGUGGGUAAGUUAUUCUAGGAACACAUGAAUCAUUUUAUACUAGAGCUUGUUUUUAAUCCAAUAUAAGACUAUUUUAUACAACCUGCCAUAUGAAAUGCUUUGCUUUAAUUGAGAAUCUCACUUUAAUUGUUUGGCUCGUGCAACAUUUGUGAAAUUGUUUCAAUGUGUACAAUUAAAAUGCAUAUGCUGUGAAAGUUGGUUUUUUUUUUUAUGCAUUCUAGUUUUUAAAAUUUGUAAAAUCAUACCUUUUGCUUAGAUGCAAAACUUGCCUUGUGCAGCUUUGCUGACCUGCCCCCUUAUUGCAAAAUGCCUUGUUUAUGCUAUGCAUUAUUCAAUCAAAUGUUUCUCAUCUAGAAGCAUUGUAGAUACGGGGAGCAUAAUAUAUUAUAUAAUAUAAUAUAAUGAACACUUACUCCAAAAUGUUUAGUGAAUAUUCCACAAAUACAACCAUAAACAUACAAAAAAAAAUAUUUAGAAUUUUUUUUUUUUCCUUUCUCCCUGAGAUAAUCUUUGCAGGCAUUGAUGCCAUGUUCAGUCAUCUUGUGAGAUACUUGUCUUGUCUUACACAAGAGGCUGCUGGCACAGGGCAAUGCUUUAUGCUGGAAUUAAAAAGGACAACUGUCAAAUAUUCUUUUCUAAAAAAAUUUAAAAGUUCAUUAAAUGAAACUACUGUUUUUUUUUUAAUAAUUAUGUACAUAUAUUUUUCUUAGGCAAAUAAAAUGCCAUUUUCUAUUUGCCAAACUCGCUAACAUAGAUCACUUGCAGCAGAAGGUCAGACAACCUUAGUCUGACCAAAAAUGGCUGCGCAGUCAGAUAAAAAGGUAAUCCAAUAUACAUAAUUUACAUUUAAUGAAAUGCAAGAUUUUUUUUAAUGAGCUUUUAAAAAGAAAAAGUAGAAGUGAAAAUGUGAUGACCGUUGUCAUUUAACUGGCAAACAGAGCUAUUAGGAAUCCCAAUCCUAAAGUGAAAACUCCACUUCUGUUCACCCAGCAUGCCAAUAAUAUAUGUAAAUUGUCUUUUAGCAAGUGGACAAGGAGCCUGUGUGAUUGACAGCCAGGAGGGUGUGGCUAUGGCUAUAGAAAUAAUGUAAUUUAAAUCUUAAAUAGCAAAGAAUUAAACAGUGAGACAGCAAUGUGGUUUUGGUCCUAACCUCCAUGUUGUAAUCUGCACCACUGUGCGGUGAUGGCUAGCGUAAUGUGUAAUUGAAAUAUAUAAUGACCCAAAGUCAUGUUGUUGCACUUUACCUUAGCCACAUUGCACUUGCAUAGUCCUCCUGACCGGUUAGGGCAAACAGACUACAGUACAGUGAAAGUGACUUUAAAUUCCUAAUUUUUCCCUUUAACCCAGAGAAGACAUGCAUUUUCAGACCAUAUUAUAAAAAGAAAACUUGAGGUUACUGUUGCCAGAGACCCAAAAUGAUGUACUUGGCGCGACCCAUUCUUCAAACAAGGCUCAAAAUUUCCACUCCACCAGGCAUUGGUGACUGUAACUUGGCUUGCGGUGAAUAGUAACAUUUAAAGCCUGACUAGGGGUGUAUCAUUUAAAAAUUUAUGCCCAGCUUCAUUUUGAAUGUAAUUAAGAUAAAAAAAAAUAAAUUUUGCAAUACCCCCAAAUUAUAUCUCCUCAGUAUCGGCCUUGCACUAGUGAAAGGAGUGAUACCAAGUUUAAGUAUUAAACUCAGUUGUGAGCAGUCAUGAGAGACCUGAUGAAUAUGUUGUUUACUUGCAAAUGGACCCACUUAAAUCUCCGGCUUUUCCUGGACUGACUUUCAGGUCCACACUUAUGGGUAAAGAAGCUCUAGUCUAAAGUUUAGAAUGCAUUAUAUGUGAACAUGGCAAACGUACAUUCAAAAAAAAAAAAGUACAUUUAUGUAAAACCAGUAGCCAUUAAAUAGCUUGGUGUUAAAAGCACAAUAUAACCACUUCAUCUCUUUUAAGAGUUGUAGUACCUUGAAUCCCUGGCACCAUACUGUCAAGAAAAUACUGCCAAUUAGAGAAUACAAUUUCAGAAAGACUGUAUUUUAAGUGAUAUUUUUCUCCUAUAAAUUCUUUGGUAUUUCUGACUAAAUGAUUUUCUAAUGUUUUAAUUUUGAUCUGUGUGAAAUAGAUCUCGUGGAGACAAACAUUAAAAGGGCAUCU
This is a messenger RNA of Pelobates cultripes (western spadefoot toad), 32302 nucleotides long. NCBI's taxonomy places the organism in Eukaryota, Metazoa, Chordata, Amphibia, Anura, Pelobatidae. The record is from the annotation of a GenBank genome assembly.